Psylliodes chrysocephalus is the source of this 7371-nucleotide messenger RNA. The record is from the annotation of a GenBank genome assembly. NCBI's taxonomy places the organism in Eukaryota, Metazoa, Arthropoda, Insecta, Coleoptera, Chrysomelidae.
AUGGGUGAAUUUUACCUUAAGUACACUUCACAGUCUACAUUGCUGUUCGUCGUGGAGGAAUCAGAUCACAAACAUCUGAAGCAGAUCUUCAUCAGUGAGGAUAUUCCAUACCACACAUAUUCUUUGCCAGGUGAUAAAACGCAUGGGUUUGUAUUGAAGGGCUUGGAAGGAAUUUCAAAAAUUGAUGACAUAAAAAAUGACUUAGAGGUAUCACACGGCCUCAAAGUUAAAAACAUAUUUCAAAUGAAAACCAAAAUAAGACCUCUCUAUUUAGUAACGACAGAGCCUGUAAUAACUCUAAGUUAUUUACUGAAGAACGUUCGCUACCUGAUGAAUACUAAAAUCACCUGGGAGCUCAGAAAGAGUACAAACGCAAUCGGGCAAUGUCACAGAUGUCAGACAUGGGGCCACGCUACUUCCAACUGUGGCCGGGCUCCCAGGUGUGUAAAAUGUGCAGGUGAGCACCAAACUUCAGAUUGUGUAAAAUCAAGAGACACUCCUGCCACUUGUGCUAACUGUUCUGGUGAUCAUCCUGCAAAUUACAGGAAAUGUCCAGUAUACAUCAGGAAGCUCAACGUUCUUCGGGAAAAACAAGAGCUAUCCAGAAAAUCUCAAACGAGAAAAUUCGUUCCAGCUCCUCAACCACGGACUAAUGUAUGGUCCAACAGGUUGGCUGCAUCACGGCGGGAACGUGUUGGGGUGGGACCUCCUCGUGAUGAAGAUUUUCCACCUCUACCACGAAACAGGUUUUCUUCACAGGAAGAGGACUGCCCUGUGGUUGACGGCAUGGCUGACUUUCAGCGACAACAAAAUGCUUUGAGACGUUCAAAAUUAAAAAGUAACAGUACAUCCCAAAUCAGUGAUAUUAUGUCGGCGAUUCCUCCUGGUAAAGCAGCUAUUGAUAGCAAGUAUAGAAAUAAUAACAUUCAGAGUAAAGUAACUUAUCAACAACAAACCCAAAUACAAUCCCAUCCGCAAAAGGUAAGCUCACCUAUAAAAAGCGCAUCAAAAACUACUACAACCACAACAACAACUAUAAUAUCAACAUCAUCGGCAAUUGCAGCAUCAAUUACAGAUCCAAGUACAACAUCAGUAAUAAAUACACCAAUAAGUAGUACACUCACAAAUGAAUUUGAGCCGAAAAUGCACUCUCAAUCACAGUUCUCAAUUACGACAGAAUUUAUGGAUACUGAAUUUACACAAAUUUCGUCAGAUGAGCAAAUCAACUCUCAACCACUAAUUGAAGUAGUGCAGGUGCAUGAUGACUACCAUCCAAAUAUUAAACGAACACUGGCAGCAAGAGAUACGUCUUCAGAAGAUGAAGGUAAUGAAAACGAUUAUAAAAUUCCCAAGAAAACGCUACCAUUAUCACGCCUCUCUCAGAUGAUAAAACCAAAAAAUCCACCUGUCACUACUGUCAAUAGAUUUGUUCCACUCAUAGAGGAUGAUAUCCAUGUUGUCGAAGAGCCCCAUCAUCACGAAGUUUCAAAAGAAAAUACCGCUAGUUCCUCAGUCAUUGGCAAGCCACCACCGAUAGUAAUAAAUGGUAUUGUAGGGGAUUUAAAAGGUUUUAGAGAUGAAAUAAAGUCGGUCGUCGAAAACGACUUUUUCCUCAAAUACACAAAAAAUUCAACCCUGUUGUUUUUAAAAGAUAAAACGGAUUAUAAUAAGCUCAGUAAUAAACUGAAAGCACUUAACGAAUUAGAGUGGCACACUUACACAGUGGCGGAGGAAAAACAGCACGCUUUUGUCCUAAGAGGGUUAGAUUUUGAUGUCGAUCUGAAGGAUAUAAAGGAGCAGUUAGAAGAAGAACACAAAAUAACUACAAACAACAUAUAUAAAAUGUCAACAACAGGUAGGCCCUUGUACCUUGUAACUACAUCCAAUAAAAUUAAUCUAAAUUUCUUGGUGAACAAUAUUAAACACCUAAUGAAUACAAGGGUAUAUUGGGAGCGAAGAAGGAACGAAAGAAAAUUAAUUCAGUGCAGACGCUGCCAACGAUGGGGUCAUGCUACAUCCAACUGUUACAGAGUCCCACGAUGUCUCAAAUGCGCAAAUAAUCACUGGACAAGAGAGUGUGAGAAAACUCCGGAUACCCCUGCAAAAUGUGCGAAUUGCAACAUGGAUCAUCCUGCAAACUACUCCAAGUGUCCGGAGUACACGAAAGCAUUAGAGCGGUUGGAGUCUAAGAAGCCAACUUUUAAGCCGGCUCCGCCUCCAGUUACAAACGCCUGGCAAAAUAGAAGCAAGAAGACUGUCCAAUUUGAACCUGAAAUCCGAAUGGCUACAGAAUUCCCCCCGCUUCCAUCGAAAACAACAGCGAACAGAGCAGCACCGCAUUUUGUCAGUGGUAUGGAGCAAGACAUCGGUACAUUUACUGAAUUGGCGUCUGAAUUCAAGGUGCUUAAUAAUAUGGUCAAUUUAAAGCAACAAAAUGCUUUGAGACGUUCAAAAUUAAAAAGUAACAGUACAUCCCAAAUCAGUGAUAUUAUGUCGGCGAUUCCUCCUGGUAAAGCAGCUAUUGAUAGCAAGUAUAGAAAUAAUAACAUUCAGAGUAAAGUAACUUAUCAACAACAAACCCAAAUACAAUCCCAUCCGCAAAAGGUAAGCUCACCUAUAAAAAGCGCAUCAAAAACUACUACAACCACAACAACAACUAUAAUAUCAACAUCAUCGGCAAUUGCAGCAUCAAUUACAGAUCCAAGUACAACAUCAGUAAUAAAUACACCAAUAAGUAGUACACUCACAAAUGAAUUUGAGCCGCAAAUGCACUCUCAAUCACAGUUCUCAAUUACGACAGAAUUUAUGGAUACUGAAUUUACACAAAUUUCGUCAGAUGAGCAAAUCAACUCUCAACCACUAAUUGAAGUAGUGCAGGUGCAUGAUGACUACCAUCCAAAUAUUAAACGAACACUGGCAGCAAGAGAUACGUCUUCAGAAGAUGAAGGUAAUGAAAACGAUUAUAAAAUUCCCAAGAAAACGCUACCAUUAUCACGCCUCUCUCAGAUGAUAAAACCAAAAAAUCCACCUGUCACUACUGUCAAUAGAUUUGUUCCACUCAUAGAGGAUGAUAUCCAUGUUGUCGAAGAGCCCCAUCAUCACGAAGUUUCAAAAGAAAAUACCGCUAGUUCCUCAGUCAUUGGCAAGCCACCACCGAUAGUAAUAAAUGGUAUUGUAGGGGAUUUAAAAGGUUUUAGAGAUGAAAUAAAGUCGGUCGUCGAAAACGACUUUUUCCUCAAAUACACAAAAAAUUCAACCCUGUUGUUUUUAAAAGAUAAAACGGAUUAUAAUAAGCUCAGUAAUAAACUGAAAGCACUUAACGAAUUAGAGUGGCACACUUACACAGUGGCGGAGGAAAAACAGCACGCUUUUGUCCUAAGAGGGUUAGAUUUUGAUGUCGAUCUGAAGGAUAUAAAGGAGCAGUUAGAAGAAGAACACAAAAUAACUACAAACAACAUAUAUAAAAUGUCAACAACAGGUAGGCCCUUGUACCUUGUAACUACAUCCAAUAAAAUUAAUCUAAAUUUCUUGGUGAACAAUAUUAAACACCUAAUGAAUACAAGGGUAUAUUGGGAGCGAAGAAGGAACGAAAGAAAAUUAAUUCAGUGCAGACGCUGCCAACGAUGGGGUCAUGCUACAUCCAACUGUUACAGAGUCCCACGAUGUCUCAAAUGCGCAAAUAAUCACUGGACAAGAGAGUGUGAGAAAACUCCGGAUACCCCUGCAAAAUGUGCGAAUUGCAACAUGGAUCAUCCUGCAAACUACUCCAAGUGUCCGGAGUACACGAAAGCAUUAGAGCGGUUGGAGUCUAAGAAGCCAACUUUCAAGCCGGCUCCGCCUCCAGUUACAAACGCCUGGCAAAAUAGAAGCAAGAAGACUGUCCAAUUUGAACCUGAAAUCCGAAUGGCUACAGAAUUCCCCCCGCUUCCAUCGAAAACAACAGCGAACAGAGCAGCACCGCAUUUUGUCAGUGGUAUGGAGCAAGACAUCGGUACAUUUACUGAAUUGGCGUCUGAAUUCAAGGUGCUUAAUAAUAUGGUCAAUUUAAAGCAACAAAAUGCUUUGAGACGUUCAAAAUUAAAAAGUAACAGUACAUCCCAAAUCAGUGAUAUUAUGUCGGCGAUUCCUCCUGGUAAAGCAGCUAUUGAUAGCAAGUAUAGAAAUAAUAACAUUCAGAGUAAAGUAACUUAUCAACAACAAACCCAAAUACAAUCCCAUCCGCAAAAGGUAAGCUCACCUAUAAAAAGCGCAUCAAAAACUACUACAACCACAACAACAACUAUAAUAUCAACAUCAUCGGCAAUUGCAGCAUCAAUUACAGAUCCAAGUACAACAUCAGUAAUAAAUACACCAAUAAGUAGUACACUCACAAAUGAAUUUGAGCCGAAAAUGCACUCUCAAUCACAGUUCUCAAUUACGACAGAAUUUAUGGAUACUGAAUUUACACAAAUUUCGUCAGAUGAGCAAAUCAACUCUCAACCACUAAUUGAAGUAGUGCAGGUGCAUGAUGACUACCAUCCAAAUAUUAAACGAACACUGGCAGCAAGAGAUACGUCUUCAGAAGAUGAAGGUAAUGAAAACGAUUAUAAAAUUCCCAAGAAAACGCUACCAUUAUCACGCCUCUCUCAGAUGAUAAAACCAAAAAAUCCACCUGUCACUACUGUCAAUAGAUUUGUUCCACUCAUAGAGGAUGAUAUCCAUGUUGUCGAAGAGCCCCAUCAUCACGAAGUUUCAAAAGAAAAUACCGCUAGUUCCUCAGUCAUUGGCAAGCCACCACCGAUAGUAAUAAAUGGUAUUGUAGGGGAUUUAAAAGGUUUUAGAGAUGAAAUAAAGUCGGUCGUCGAAAACGACUUUUUCCUCAAAUACACAAAAAAUUCAACCCUGUUGUUUUUAAAAGAUAAAACGGAUUAUAAUAAGCUCAGUAAUAAACUGAAAGCACUUAACGAAUUAGAGUGGCACACUUACACAGUGGCGGAGGAAAAACAGCACGCUUUUGUCCUAAGAGGGUUAGAUUUUGAUGUCGAUCUGAAGGAUAUAAAGGAGCAGUUAGAAGAAGAACACAAAAUAACUACAAACAACAUAUAUAAAAUGUCAACAACAGGUAGGCCCUUGUACCUUGUAACUACAUCCAAUAAAAUUAAUCUAAAUUUCUUGGUGAACAAUAUUAAACACCUAAUGAAUACAAGGGUAUAUUGGGAGCGAAGAAGGAACGAAAGAAAAUUAAUUCAGUGCAGACGCUGCCAACGAUGGGGUCAUGCUACAUCCAACUGUUACAGAGUCCCACGAUGUCUCAAAUGCGCAAAUAAUCACUGGACAAGAGAGUGUGAGAAAACUCCGGAUACCCCUGCAAAAUGUGCGAAUUGCAACAUGGAUCAUCCUGCAAACUACUCCAAGUGUCCGGAGUACACGAAAGCAUUAGAGCGGUUGGAGUCUAAGAAGCCAACUUUUAAGCCGGCUCCGCCUCCAGUUACAAACGCCUGGCAAAAUAGAAGCAAGAAGACUGUCCAAUUUGAACCUGAAAUCCGAAUGGCUACAGAAUUCCCCCCGCUUCCAUCGAAAACAACAGCGAACAGAGCAGCACCGCAUUUUGUCAGUGGUAUGGAGCAAGACAUCGAUUUUGAACAGUCAAAAAAUCUCUCCAUCAAGAGAGAGAUUAGGAAAUUUAAGGAAAAACGGGUGCUAAUUCCCGAGAAAAAUUUACAGUUAUUGCAGCAACAAAAUGCUUUGAGACGUUCAAAAUUAAAAAGUAACAGCACAUCCCAAAACAGUGAUAUUAUGUCGGCGAUUCCUCCUGGUAAAGCAGCUAUUGAUAGCAAGUAUAGAAAUAAUAACAUUCAGAGUAAAGUAACUUAUCGACAACAAACCCAAAUACAAUCCCAUCCGCAAAAGGUAAGCUCACCUAUAAAAAGCGCAUCAAAAACUACUACAACCACAACAACAACAACUAUAAUAUCAACAUCAUCGGCAAUUGCAGCAUCAAUUACAGAUCCAAGUACAACAUCAGUAAUAAAUACACCAAUAAGUAGUACACUCACAAAUGAAUUUGAGCCGAAAAUGCACUCUCAAUCACAGUUCUCAAUUACGACAGAAUUUAUGGAUACUGAAUUUACACAAAUUUCGUCAGAUGAGCAAAUCAACUCUCAACCACUAAUUGAAGUAGUGCAGGUGCAUGAUGACUACCAUCCAAAUAUUAAACGAACACUGGCAGCAAGAGAUACGUCUUCAGAAGAUGAAGGUAAUGAAAACGAUUAUAAAAUUCCCAAGAAAACGCUACCAUUAUCACGCCUAUCUCAGAUGAUAAAACCAAAAAAUCCACCUGUCACUACUGUCAAUAGAUUUGUUCCACUCAUAGAGGAUGAUAUCCAGGUUGUCGAAGAGCCCCAUCAUCACGAAGUUUCAAAAGAAAAUACCGCUAGUUCCUCAGUCAUUGGCAAGCCACCACCGAUAGUAAUAAAUGGUAUUGUAGGGGAUUUAAAAGGUUUUAGAGAUGAAAUAAAGUCGGUCGUCGAAAACGACUUUUUCCUCAAAUACACAAAAAAUUCAACCCUGUUGUUUUUAAAAGAUAAAACGGAUUAUAAUAAGCUCAGUAAUAAACUGAAAGCACUUAACGAAUUAGAGUGGCACACUUACACAGUGGCGGAGGAAAAACAGCACGCUUUUGUCCUAAGAGGGUUAGAUUUUGAUGUCGAUCUGAAGGAUAUAAAGGAGCAGUUAGAAGAAGAACACAAAAUAACUACAAACAACAUAUAUAAAAUGUCAACAACAGGUAGGCCCUUGUACCUUGUAACUACAUCCAAUAAAAUUAAUCUAAAUUUCUUGGUGAACAAUAUUAAACACCUAAUGAAUACAAGGGUAUAUUGGGAGCGAAGAAGGAACGAAAGAAAAUUAAUUCAGUGCAGACGCUGCCAACGAUGGGGUCAUGCUACAUCCAACUGUUACAGAGUCCCACGAUGUCUCAAAUGUGCAAAUAAUCACUGGACAAGAGAGUGUGAGAAAACUCCGGAUACCCCUGCAAAAUGUGCGAAUUGCAACAUGGAUCAUCCUGCAAACUACUCCAAGUGUCCGGAGUACACGAAAGCAUUAGAGCUGUUGGAGUCUAAGAAGCCAACUUUCAAGCCGGCUCCGCCUCCAGUUACAAACGCCUGGCAAAAUAGAAGCAAGAAGACUGUCCAAUUUGAACCUGCAAUCCGAAUGGCUACAGAAUUCCCCCCGCUUCCAUCGAAAACAACAGCGAACAGAGCAGCACCGCAUUUUGUCAGUGGUAUGGAGCAAGACAUCGGUACAUUUACUGAAUUGGCGUCUGAAUUCAAGGUGCUUAAUAAUAUGGUCAAUUUAAAGAAAAGGUUUUUGCCAGAUUUUUCCUUUGAAUAG